Molecule: messenger RNA, 2779 nt
Organism: Aspergillus saccharolyticus JOP 1030-1
Lineage: Eukaryota; Fungi; Ascomycota; Eurotiomycetes; Eurotiales; Aspergillaceae
Product: E3 ubiquitin-protein ligase RNF216
Exons: 2
Coding region: 236-2548 (770 amino acids)
Molecular function (GO): zinc ion binding
Source: RefSeq, a predicted model, not a curated record
CAGGAACUGUCCUACAUCACAAUAUGACCCAUAAGGCACCGUACUCGCUAGACAACUCCUCAUAAUCUAGCCUCUGACCACUUUCCAUAGCGAAAGGACCAGGACCUUGGACCUUCUUCUCGAUGAUCUUCUCGCAUCUCCUUCAUUAAAUCAUUCAACUGCUAAGAACGUUUCCCCGAGGUUCAGGACCGGGUGAUCGACCUUGUUCAACGUAUCUUACUUCUAGAGUCCAACCAUGGCAUAUCGUCACCCCUUUGCAUCUAGCGAACUGCCAGUUCUCAGAGACAUUGGGGAGCUUCAGGCUCUGUCUCACGGGACUUUUCCUGAUGGCUUCAAUGACGACGCCUUCAUGGCUGACCUGGACCAGGCCGCGACAUGGGGAUUUUACGCCAACGACAAUGAGACAAGCGAUGCUUUGCCCUCGAUUGGUCAAAGACCUGCGAAGAAACAAAGAACCGGUCCAUCGGCGCAGAGCGAAGCUAUAUCGGAAGCGCACGUCCAGAAUCGAGGGCCCGACUCGGACUCAAGCAUCAGCCAAAGAACUUCCCGGAAUUUGCCUCCGGUCAUUGAUCUCACUGAAGACCUCACUGAGGAUAACCUGCUUACCGAAAUCCUAGAGAUCUUUCCAGACAUCGAUGUUAACUAUUUAAAGGGACUCAUCCAGCGUCAUCUCCAGCUUGUGUUGCAGACGAAGGCAGAGAUCCCACUCACCGUCCCUGAUAAAGACUUGGCAAAAGGCGCAGUUACUGAGGAGAUUCUUGGUAACCCUUCCUACCCCAGAAAGCAGCGAAAGCUCAAAAGGACACUUGACGAAUUCGACUCGGCAAAGAAAAAGGAAGACGAUAUCCAGAAGUGGAUGAAAAAUAUUCCGCAAAGGGGAAGUACUCUGUAUCUCGAAAUCACUGCUAGGUUGUUGGCAAUUGAGUUUCCUGCAGUGCCCUGGACAUAUAUUCAGAAUCUUACGUUGCACAAGAGAGAACUAUACGCCGCAUACCUCAGUCUGUCUGCAUUGGAAGACCCUUCUAGCAAGUCAGCUAAGCCCUACAAAAACGAACAAUAUCGGCACCAACAUUUACGUGAAGACCUGUACAAAUCAUAUCCGCGGACGCUACGAAUCAUGCAAGACCUCGAUCGCGAGCGUCGAGCGGCAGCAGCAGCAGCACGGCAGGCUCGGGCUCAAGAAGCCGAGGAGCGCAAUGUUCAAACAGGGAAUCUUGUGGAAUGCCAGUGCUGUUUCGAGGAGGUCCCUGCGAACAAAAUCCUGCCAUGCGAAGGACUGGACGUCCACUUUUUCUGCUAUACUUGCAUGCAAUCUUCAGCAAAAACACAAAUUGGGCUGAUGAGAUACAAGCUACAAUGCUUCGACGGCAGUGGGUGUCAAGCACAGUUUGAUCGACACGGGCUCAGGCAUGCCCUGGGAAAGAAGAUCAUGGAUAAGCUCGACGCACUUCAGCAGCAGGAUGAGAUACAGCAAGCGGGACUGCAAGGCCUCGAGUCCUGUCCCUUCUGCGACUACCAUGCCAUAUGCCCACCCGUCGAAGAAGAUCGAGAGUUCUAUUGCCUGAACCCUGACUGCGAAGUGAUUAGCUGUCGCAUGUGCAAGGAGAAAAGCCAUGUUCCGAGCAGCUGUGAGGAUGCCAAGACCGACAAACGACUCCCCUACCGCCAUCGCGUGGAAGAGGCAUUGAGCGAUGCGCUCAUGCGGACUUGUCCACAGUGCAAGGUGAAGAUUGUCAAAACCGAUGGCUGUAACAUGAUGACUUGCGCGAAAUGCAGGACCCGGAUGUGUUAUAUCUGCAACGCAAGAAUCGAACCUCACGAAAACUACGAACACUUUCACCGAAGGGGAGGUUGUUCCUUGCACGAUCUUCCGGGUGUAGAUCCACACCGGGCACAGAUCGAGAGAGCGGAAGCAAAUGCUGUUGCCACGAUUUUGGCGGAGAACCCUAAUAUCGUUGAGAAAGAGAUUCGAGUGAAUGAAGGACCAAAAAAGCAGGACGCUGCGACACUGCGCCAGCAAGGUCGGCCACCUCAGCGACCCCGGCAACCCCAACUCCGUCAGCAGCAGCAGGGUCAACAGCGCCCUCCGCACCGUCAACCGUAUCAGCAAGGGCAACCUCGUCAGCCUACGCAAGGGCCUCAGCAUUUUCGAUACAAUGAUCCGUUUGUCAGCGUUCGCGCCAACGGGGGUGGUCCCCUUCACGUCAACGUUGACAACUCCUUAACAUAUUUUGCCAACAGGAUACGGGACUUUCAUGCCAGCAAUUUCCCUUGGGAAACUCCUGGCAACACCUCUUAUCCUCUUCCCAACUUGCCUGUAGACCAGAGAAUUUCUAUCGACGCUGGCUUUCCACCACAGGCCCGCACUCCGAUGACCCCCAAUAUGGCAACCGAGCGCCCUUUCCCUCCUUAUUUUCCUCUCUACCAUGGCCAGGCCGUACCGAUGGUACCAUACUCUCUUCAGCAGCCCAUUGUAAACCAUACACCUUUGCCGCGGGGCUUGAAUCCAGCUCACCUAUCAACUCACACCCCCACCGAUGGUUCCUGAGAAUGUUCAACGGCCAUCCGGCGGGCUGGGAGGAUAUGCUCACGAUGAAGCUCCCAUCUCAUUGUGAACGAAGACACAAACUUUUGUUAAAUCAUACUAUCUGUCGGCUGCAUAUCAUGCCACUUAUUUCCCCUAUCUAAUGAUUCUAACAGCUUUCAGCUUUGAAGCAUUUUGAUUUCACUUUUUUUUUCAGGGGCACUAUUUCGUCUCAUGAUCAGUUGCACCUCUCGC